Messenger RNA from Homalodisca vitripennis (glassy-winged sharpshooter), 368 nucleotides. RefSeq names its product DNA-directed RNA polymerase I subunit RPA12-like. The transcript has 2 exons. Bases 68 to 364 code for a protein of 98 amino acids. The record is from RefSeq and is a predicted model, not a curated record. NCBI's taxonomy places the organism in Eukaryota, Metazoa, Arthropoda, Insecta, Hemiptera, Cicadellidae.
UUGAAACUAAGACCGGUGACCGGGCAUAUAGCCACUCCGUAUUCAGAAACCUUCUAACCUCGAUAUUAUGAUGGAUGUAAGAGAACCAGGUUUUUGUCCACAGUGUGGUACUAUAUUACCUUUAGUUGGUGAAGCAGGGGGAGUAACAUGCUAUUUAUGCAAAACUUCCUAUGGACCUGAAGUUUUUGGAAGAAUGGAGGCCAACUACAGGAUAUACUUUAAUAGAUAUUCAGAAACAGGAAAAAAAAGAGUUGAAAUGGACGAAGGUGAGGAAGCUGAUGGACCUGUCGUGGAGAGGAGAUGUCCCAAGUGCAAUAACGACCCGAAUGUCAUACGCAACCCUUCAGCUGCGGUCAGCAGAUGAGGGC